Guyanagaster necrorhizus is the source of this 446-nucleotide messenger RNA. RefSeq lists its product as uncharacterized. Lineage: Eukaryota; Fungi; Basidiomycota; Agaricomycetes; Agaricales; Physalacriaceae. The transcript is spliced from 2 exons. Bases 20 to 271 code for a protein of 83 amino acids. The record is from RefSeq and is a predicted model, not a curated record.
AUGCUUCCCGAUAUAUGGCAUGUUGGGAACGGCUUUCCCCCAGCCUGGCUCUCCAACUCGCAUCUCGCUAUCGUCCUCGCACUCGUCUAUUAUGUGCAAUUCGUUGUCACCCUCCGUCAUGGUCUUCCUGCAUUUCAGACACGAAGCUUCGUAUACGAGCCCCCCUUCGAGUACUUCAGUACCGAUGAAUAACGGUCGCGGAGCCAGCGAGCCCCAGUGUUGUCACUGUGGGUGGAGGGGCGCUCAUGCACCCGGUUGCCCCUUCGGAUGACGGAAUAGAAUCAGGAUUCCGUGUACCUCACCGUUCACUUACAUCUUUCCGCCGCUUACUACCCACUCUGUCAUCAGAACCCUGACCCCACACCAUACGUUUUUUUUUUCAACUGUUGCCUUGAAUAGUUCAUCGUGGUCAUUAUUACCCUCUUGUGUCUAUGUUGCCGCUUUCC